AUGGAAUCAUUUUUUUAAACUUAGUUGAUUGAUUUGAAAUAAAACUAAAGUUUUGGAGUCUCUUAAAGGAUAAAAAAAUUGUAUUAAAAUUCAAAAACUAUAAAAAAUGAUACUCAAAAACCUAAAAGAAAAUAUUAAAAGAAGAGAAAUCUAGUUGUUGUGCCAUUAGACAACUAUUAUUUAUAGCUAUGUAGAAUCUAAAAACUCGAUAAUAUUACUUAUGUGUGUAAUGAUGGAAUAUUAAGAUUUAUACCUUCGAUUGGAUAAAUUAGCUUCAAUUAUUUAUUGCAACAGGCUGAAAAAAUAGAAGAGAACAGCAAUUUAAAUGUAGUUAGCAUUGUGUAUAAAAAACAAAAUCUAAUUUAGAUUGAUUCUUUGGAAAAGAUUAUGGAUUCUAUUUGCAAUAUUCAAGGAAUAACCCGCGAAGAAAUAUUAAAUUUGUUAUAUGAUUACUCUAAUUUAAUAAAUGAUAAUUUAUAAGCUAACUCUGAUGAGUUAAAUGAGCAGUUUUAUAGCAAAUUGGAUGAAAAUUUCACUGAAUUUUAAUAAAAGUGUACUUCUUUCUUGACUUAAUAUUAAAUUAGUAAUCCUAGUUCUUUGUAUUUUUAUUCGAUAGCUCGAUUAAACUUAGAAUCAAAAAUGUAUGAGACAGCUUAAAUAGGAUAUUCUAAAGGUUAUUUAGAUUUAUUAGGUCUAGAUGUUAGCUCUAUAUAGUAAAUCUAUCUGAGAAACAAAAAGAUAGAUUUGGUUAAAAAUUAAUAAGAUAUCUGUAUGCAAGCAUUAAGAGGUUUAUCCAACGUAACAGGAAGGGAUAAAAUGUUGAUCUAUGAAAACUAUGAAUCUUUUAUCACAACAUUUGAUGGUUUUCUAUUGAAAAUUUACUAAAGAAAAGUAAACAUGUGUAAUAAAGUAAAGCCAAUAAUAUAUCAUAAGCAUUAAUUUAAUUUAACUCUAAUUGAGAUAGAAGUUGAUUUCUAAAGUUUUUAAGAUCUCUUAGAAUAUAGAAAAAGACUGUCACAGUCCUCUGAAAACUAAAAAUUUGAUGAUUUUAUUAGAAGAGAGAACUCCUACCUUUUUGAAGAUGUUGAAUACUCUAUUUAAUCUCAAUAAUUUAUAGAUAAAUUUUACUCAUAAAAUGUAUAAGACCUUGAAUUAAUAAAACAACAUCUAAUACAAAAAGAAAAAUAAUGUUGCUAUCGAAUAAUAAAAAAUUGA
Messenger RNA from Tetrahymena thermophila SB210, 1215 nucleotides. RefSeq lists its product as hypothetical. The record is from RefSeq and is a predicted model, not a curated record. The transcript has a single exon. Lineage: Eukaryota; Ciliophora; Oligohymenophorea; Hymenostomatida; Tetrahymenidae.